Molecule: messenger RNA, 1854 nt
Organism: Trypanosoma brucei brucei TREU927
Lineage: Eukaryota; Euglenozoa; Kinetoplastea; Trypanosomatida; Trypanosomatidae
Product: major surface protease Gp63
Exons: 1
Coding region: 1-1854 (617 amino acids)
Biological process (GO): proteolysis; cell adhesion
Cellular component (GO): membrane; cytoplasm
Molecular function (GO): metalloendopeptidase activity
Source: RefSeq, a predicted model, not a curated record
AUGACAACUUUUCCCCCUGUGGUGUACUGCACCGCUGAUGCUACAGUUUCGCCGUCACCCGCCGUUUGUCUUUUGACUGCCGGCUGUAGGCGGCCGUGUUGCAGUUGGCGAAUAGCGCUUAAGGUAAGUUUUUCACAAACCCCCAUCGCCCAGUGUUUUUCUUACAACCUGCUAUCAUUUGCCCUUUGUCUUCGCUUAUGUGUUGCGAUGCGCUUACGCACGCAAGUAGUGGGAAUAGGACAGCUUAGAACAUCUUUUACUUCACGAAUUUGUAUGGGUCGUAGGAGCAACUCUGUCUUCUUCCAUCUUUGGCUGAGCUUUGCUUCCCUUUGCCUGGGAAACAGCGACAGUUCAGAGGGGUCACCCCCAGUUUCUAAUGGGACAUCGCCUGUAGUUUUGAGUGAUCAGUCGGUAGCUAAUAUGGAAGCAAACGACUCUCAAUGGAAGCCUAUUCGCAUCGUGGUAUCGGCGAAGGACCUUGAUGACUCACUGAAGUAUUGCGUGGUGGCCGGCGUCCCCCGGCCCGACUUUAUGGGCGGGACUUUGCGCUGCAAAACUGGCGAUGUAUUGACGAAUGAAAAACGACUAAUACUUACAGAGCACGCCCUUCCCAGUGCUAUCCACUUACAUGCCGAGAGACUUCUUGUUGGCAUGGAAAUCGACAACAUCGUCGUUCCAGAGUUUGAUUCACCUGCGUGUAAAAGUUUCACCGUUCCCAUACAUCACCGUUCUGUCGGUGUGCCGCAGGCGGAUAUUAUUUUGUACGUGGCUUCUGGGCCUGCGCCUCACGAUGGUCCCGCUUACGCAACAACAUGUGCUUCGCUUCUCUCUGGGCGUCCAAUCGCAGGGGCCAUAAAUUUCUCUCCUAGCGCAAUCACUGAGUCGUACCUGUACAUUCGGACCGUCGCCCACGAAAUAGCCCACGUGCUUGGCUUCAAUUUCGAAGCCAUGAAGCAGCUCAACAUGGUGGGUACAAAAAAUAUCCGAGGUAAGUCCUCUGUGAAGGUUGUAAAGACACCCAAUGUAGUUAAGGUGGCACGUCAAUAUUACGGUUGCGGCAAGAUCACUGGCAUGGAACUGGAAGAUAAUGGGGAUGACAGCGUACGUAACUCGCACUGGAAACGCCGCAUUGCAAGAGACGAUCUAAUGACUGCCAUCAUGGGGGUUAGUCACUACAGUGAGCUAACAUUGGCCUUUUUCCUUGAUACGGGGUUUUAUAGGGUAAAUUGGGAGAAAGGGGAACGUAUGCGAUGGGGCCAUGGGGCGGGCUGCAGUUUCAUAGAGGGAAAAUGCAUGGAAAACAAUGAAACAAACUUCCCAGACAUGUUCUGUAACGACUCUGCGGAAACGCUGUCCUGCACACAUGACCGACAAGCACUUGGGCGCUGCACUGUGCAUUCAUAUGCCGUACCCAUAGAGGAAAGUGUGCGAUACUUCACGAUGUCCUGGGUAGGAGGCAGUGACAAUAAUCUAAUGGACUAUUGCCCUGUUGUAGAACCCUAUACGGAUAGCUACUGCCGAGAUGGUCGGCGGGAGCUGUUACCCGGUAGCCGCAUAGGGGAGAGUUCACGUUGCGUUAAGGGUGAAGGACUAGUUGCCUUCACUACUCAUGUUGGCGACAUAUGUGUGGAGAUUCAUUGUGGAAAGAGGAGGGGAGUUAGUAUACGUUACAGUGGUGAUGAUAGCUGGCACGUGUGCCCAGAGGGUGGGCAUGUGACGCCCGAUAAAACCUUUUCAGAAGGCCGCAUUGUGUGCCCUAAGUGGGAAGAAGUUUGCGACGACAAUGCCAUGACUCUAUCAUGUCUAGCUGCCGUGUUCGCCAUCUUCGUCAGUGCCCUUUCUUUGGUUGUAUGA